AAGCUGGGGCUGCGACUCUGCCAGCUGCUGGCUCCGGGGUCGUGCUCUCUGCGUUGAGAAUGGAGAGCAGGGCACGGAGCUCUUCCAGAGAGGCCCACGGGAGAGGUGGCAGGUCCUCUUCUAGGGAUGACAAGAAGGCAAAGGCCGGGAGGGGCAGCAGAGGCCGUGCGCGCCCGGAUGCUGGAACAGAGCGGCAGAGCGCCGGGCGUACUGGGACCCGGGGGGAGCCCCGAGCUCCCGCCGCCACAGUAGUGGACGUGGACGAGGUUCGGGGCCCGGGUGAGGAGGGCACGGAAGUGGUGGCACUGCUGGAGAGCGAGCGACCAGAAGAAGGGAUCAAGCCCUCUGGCUUAGGGGCCUGUGAGUGGCUUCUUGUCCUCACCUCCCUGAUCUUCAUCAUCAUAACGUUCCCCUUUUCCAUCUGGUUCUGCAUAAAGGUUGUGCAAGAGUAUGAAAGAGUAAUUAUAUUCCGACUGGGACAUCUGCUUCCUGGAAGAGCCAAAGGUCCUGGCCUGUUCUUUUUUUUACCCUGCCUGGACACCUAUCACAAGGUUGACCUCCGUCUCCAGACCUUGGAAAUACCUUUCCAUGAGGUGGUAACCAAGGAUAUGUUUAUAAUGGAGAUCGACGCUGUCUGCUACUACCGCAUGGAAAAUGCCUCUCUUCUUCUAAGCAGUCUAGCUCAUGUGUCCAAAGCCAUCCAGUUCCUGGUGCAAACCACCAUGAAGCGCCUCUUGGCACAUCGAUCCCUCACUGAAAUUCUCCUGGAAAGGAAGAGCAUUGCCCAAGAUGUAACGGUUGCCCUGGACUCGGUGACCUGUAUUUGGGGCAUCAAAGUGGAGAGAACUGAAAUUAAGGAUGUGAGGUUGCCAGCUGGGCUUCAGCACUCUCUGGCUGUGGAAGCUGAGGCACAAAGACAGGCCAAAGUGCGGGUGAUUGCUGCAGAAGGGGAGAAGGCUGCUUCAGAGUCCCUGAGGAUGGCGGCCGAGAUUCUGUCAGGCACCCCAGCUGCUGUCCAGCUUCGAUACCUGCACACACUUCAGUCAUUGUCCACAGAGAAGCCUUCCACCGUGGUUUUGCCUUUGCCGUUUGACAUGAUAAACCUUUUGUCUUCUCCCAGCAGCAGGGCACAAGGAAGCAUCAACUACCCAAGUUCUUCCAAACCUGUUGAACCACUAAAUCCCAAAAGGAAGGACUCUCCUAUGUUGUAGGUGAACAGGAAAAAGCAAUGUGAAUCUGCCAUAUAAAGCCAUAUCCAUGAGUGAGGCAUUUGGUCCCCACCCCUGCCCUGCACUUGUUUGGUUGCCAAAUAGAAUGCCCUUUGAACAUAUGAUGUCACAAGAUGGCCACGUGCACGAGAACACAGUGACAGCGAAGACAUCCAACCACACAAGUGGGUUGACUCAUCAUAUUAAUUACAGGAAAGAGUUUUGAAUUGACGGGUGGUCUAAUUUUGAUUUCUGAAGACUUAGUUCAAAUACCCUCCACUGCAUGUUUCCUGGCUCCUUCGGCAAGGCCUCUGUGGGUCCUACAGCCUUUUCUGUGAGUGCCUAUCAGUGUGCUUAUCACACUGACUGGAAAGCCCGGGCUGAAGAUACAGACCUAUCUCUGUUCUGUAUUCUUCCAAACUCCAAUGGAAACAGCCCAUUAAGCUCUACUGCUGACUUAAACAACUUUUCCAGCCUAAAAUUUCAGACUCUCUCAAAACGUCGUCCAAAGGCGUAAGAGCCUCGUGGUCAGGCAUGCUGUGGCAACAACCCCACUUCCUCAGUAGCAGUUUUGUUCCAGUUUCAUUUCUGUUUUAAUGAUUAAAAUAUUCCAGCAACAAGAAACUUCAAGGGGAAAGAGUUUAUUUUAGGGCACGAUUCCAGGUUACAGUCCAUCCCUGUAGAGAAGUUAAGGCAGGAACUUGAGGCAACUCUUAGUCACUUCCAAUGUGGGAAUGGAAGCAAGAACCUGGGGCACCUGGUCAUGUCACAGUCAGUGCAGAAAGCAACGAGUACAUGGUUGUAUGAGUUCAGCUCAGUUUAUCCACUCAUCCAGCUCAGGGCUCCCCUGCCUAGGGAGUGCUGCCACCUACCAUAGGCUGGAUCUUCCCACACUGAUUAACUUAAAGAUAGUCUCUUUACAGACAUUCCCGUGGGACAACCUGAUGUAGAUAACCCCUCAUUAGUCUCUUCUGGGGUUAUUCUAGGUUGUAUCAAGUUGGCAAACAAAACCAACCUUCACAUCUACAUAGCAAUGCCCUGUCUCAAAGCAACAACAAAAACUUAGUCACUUGUGUCAAUGUUCCAAAAAGUAAAUAAAGCCUAGUCCAGUGGUUCUCACGCUUCCUGAUGCUGCCACCCUUUAAUACAGCUCCUCAUGGUGUGGUGACCCCAACCAAAAACCUGUUUUCUCAUAACUGUACUUCAUAACUGUAAUUUUGCAGAAUUAUUCAUACCAAGUCCUAAUUGCUUGCUGUCAUGUACUACAAUGUGUAGAACUAGGUGUCAGAGAAUUCUCUUACUGAUAAGAAGUUGUAUUGAUAAUCGAUAUGUGUCCACAUCAUAUCCUGUAUGUGAUACAGAUCUUGUGGGUACAAGAGUUACUACUGACAGUAGGGAAUGAGGGGGCACAGAAAGGACAGACAUGGACACUGGCAUACUCUGUAAUACAAAGACAUAUUUGUAUUCAGUAUUGUCCAAAGGACUCUUCAUAUGCAUACAGCACUGAUAGCUUAGCAUACACUGCUAAUGGUUUGUUCCAAGUUAACCACUUUCCACAGCCUAGGUACUCCUGGGUGAGAACACUGUUGAUACCAACAGAAACUAACUUGACCUAGAGUUUCAAUAAGUAUAUGGGCCCAAACAUCUACACAAAGAGGAGAAAAUACAAAAAAUAAUAGGAGGAGAAGUCAGGUAUCAUCACAUGCCUCAAAAAUGUGGUCGACCUCUUGACCGGAGGGAUAAGAGUGAGUCUGGCAUGAUUGGCUGGCUGCCUCUCCCUGUAUCACCUGUUGGGAGAUCGUGAGGAUGAUGGUCUGAGAUGAUAAUCUGCUGUCAUCUCGGGUUGCUUGCUCACUGAAUAAAGUACAUUUUUAUGAUUC
Molecule: messenger RNA, 3088 nt
Organism: Grammomys surdaster
Lineage: Eukaryota; Metazoa; Chordata; Mammalia; Rodentia; Muridae
Gene: Nphs2
Product: NPHS2 stomatin family member, podocin
Exons: 8
Coding region: 60-1211 (383 amino acids)
Cellular component (GO): plasma membrane
Source: RefSeq, a predicted model, not a curated record